AUUUACGUAACGUCACACCUUCCGGACGAUUUUCAUCCAGCUAUUAUGAACUGUCUCAGUCCUUCCGGCCGCUACAGCGUCGCAGUGGGAUUUUUAACACUUUCGCACACUUGGUCCUCAUCGUAAUCCGUGUCCUUCUUAUAACAGUAAUCAUCCUCGUCCACAUAGCGGCGGUCCGUUUUAUUUUCGAGCAAGAUGCAGAAGAGAAGGAAGCCCGAGCCCAUCCAACUCAACCCGAUCCCCGAUGGGAAUAUCAUCAACGGCAGCGGAGCCACAGAAACAAACUUGGAAGCCCUACAAAAGAAGCUAGAAGAGUUGGAACUGGAUGAGCAGCAACGCAAACGUCUGGAAGCGUUCCUGACCCAGAAACAAAAAGUGGGAGAGCUGAAAGAUGACGAUUUUGAGAAGAUAUGCGAACUCGGCGCGGGCAACGGAGGAGUCGUCUUCAAAGUGUCCCACAGGCCAUCGGGAUUGAUCAUGGCCAGAAAGCUCAUCCAUUUAGAAAUCAAACCAGCCAUCAGGAACCAGAUCAUAAGAGAGCUUCAAGUGCUCCAUGAAUGCAACUCCCCAUACAUCGUGGGCUUUUACGGCGCUUUCUACAGUGAUGGAGAAAUCAGCAUCUGCAUGGAGCAUAUGGAUGGUGGCUCCCUUGAUCAGUCCCUCAAGAAAGCUGGAAAGAUCCCAGAGCAAAUCCUUGGCAAAAUCAGCAUUGCGGUUAUUAAAGGACUCUCAUACCUAAGGGAAAAACACAAGAUCAUGCACAGAGAUGUCAAGCCUUCUAAUAUCCUGGUGAAUUCCCGUGGGGAGAUCAAGCUGUGUGACUUUGGAGUCAGUGGACAGCUCAUAGACUCCAUGGCCAACUCCUUUGUGGGCACGCGCUCCUACAUGUCUCCAGAGCGUUUACAAGGCACCCAUUACUCGGUCCAGUCAGACAUCUGGAGUAUGGGUCUAUCCCUAGUUGAAAUGGCCAUUGGACGCUUUCCUAUCCCACCACCUGACACCAAAGAGCUGGAACACAUUUUUGGUACUCAAGUGGGAGGUGGGAGCUCUGCAGAGUCAUCACCAAAGGCUGGACCUCCUGGGAGACUUGGUAGCUCAUAUGGAUCGGAUAGUAGGCCUCCAAUGGCCAUCUUUGAGUUACUUGACUACAUAGUCAAUGAGCCUCCACCAAAGCUGCCUGGGAUGUUAUUCAGUUCAGAAUUUCAAGACUUUGUCAAUAAAUGCUUGAUAAAGAACCCGGCAGAAAGGGCAGACUUGAAACUGUUAAUGGUUUGUUUACACACACAGUCACCACGUUUCAAUCUUCAAAUCAUGACAUUUCGUCUUCCCAACAGGUGCACCCUUUUAUCAGACAGUCAGAGGCAGAGCAAGUUGAUUUUGCUGGCUGGUUGUGCACCACCAUUGGACUCAAGCAGCCUGGGACACCCACUCAUGGCUCAGCAAUAUGACGACCACCAGAUACUGUCAAACCUGUGCCCUUUAAUUGUCUCACAGGGUUUCUACAAUUUGUAUAAGAUAGUAAGCCAAAAAGAAAAAUGAAAUGUUAUAUUUUAAUUUCAAAUCUAAUCGCCAAGUGAAAUUACAAAGUUUAAACUAAUUUGGGUUUCAUUGUAAGCCAGCCUGAAAAGCCAUCUUUUUCUCAUAACCCUAUCAUAAAUGCGCUUGAAGCCCAGCAUUAUUGUUGUGAAAUGUUUGGUGAAUUAAACUGUGAACACGA
Molecule: messenger RNA, 1717 nt
Organism: Syngnathoides biaculeatus (alligator pipefish)
Lineage: Eukaryota; Metazoa; Chordata; Actinopteri; Syngnathiformes; Syngnathidae
Gene: map2k1
Product: mitogen-activated protein kinase kinase 1
Exons: 10
Coding region: 196-1539 (447 amino acids)
Biological process (GO): protein phosphorylation
Molecular function (GO): ATP binding; protein kinase activity
Source: RefSeq, a predicted model, not a curated record